CCACCCAACCCCCACCCAGACCGAUCUCGCUGCUGUUUCGUCCUCAGGCCUCUCCGACCGUCGGAGAGGUGACCUCUCGUCAACGCACUUCAUUCGACUAGCAUAUAAACUGGCGAGAGAAAACAGUUCAAUCAAACGCAGUUCCUUAUCCGCCGGUCCUUUUUCUGAACCGUAUAGACCUUUCCUUCCUGUUUACUGCACGCGAAGCCGCUGCUACUACGACCGCUGUAGCUCCUCACAGUUGAUUUUCUACCCUUCGCGAUACUAGCUUUCUCGUUAUUCAGCCAUGGGUUCGCUCGGCUCGUCUGGUGCUGCUGAGUUCAUCCUCCCUUCGGAGCAAGUGCAGCUGAUUAAAGACAGCUUCAAGGCCAAGAUUCAGGCCGAUGUGCCCUACCACGCCAUGACGCUCUUCAUCAAUCUGUUCAAGAUAGUGCCGGAAGCCAAGGGCCUCAUCUCCAUGACCAGGGACUACACGGGCCCCAUGAGGGAGAACAAGGCGCUGCAGGCACACGCCACCACCGUGCUCAAGAAGGUGGUGAACAUAGCCACGAAUCUGGACAAGGAGAAGCAGGUGGAGAUGUAUCGGACGAGCCUUGCAACCUUGGGCGGGAGGCACAUUGGAUACGGAGUCAAGCUCAAGCACGCUGCGAAAUUGAGGGAUGCGUUUGUGCUUACCAUAGCGAAUGCCAUGGGCGACACAUGGAGGGGUGACGUGGAAGCAGCAUGGAUUGCAGCCUACGAUGCCAUUGAGCAGAUGUUUGUUGUUGGGCUGGUUGGGCUUGCUGCUCCAAAAUAAGCAGGAGAGUGGAUUAUGUUAGAAUACGAUAAUUAAUUACUAGAAAGAGAAACCUAGAACAUAUACCUGUUGGGUUGUACUCACUAGAAGCACACACCUAGUCUAGCCUAUAACUUCUACAUAGAACAUAUGUAUAAGUUGACACACCCCCUACGCUAGAUAAGGGGUGGAGCUAAGCAAGA
Closterium sp. NIES-67 is the source of this 978-nucleotide messenger RNA. The record is from the annotation of a GenBank genome assembly. NCBI's taxonomy places the organism in Eukaryota, Viridiplantae, Streptophyta, Zygnematophyceae, Desmidiales, Closteriaceae.